Molecule: messenger RNA, 1293 nt
Organism: Phalaenopsis equestris
Lineage: Eukaryota; Viridiplantae; Streptophyta; Magnoliopsida; Asparagales; Orchidaceae
Product: heat shock 70 kDa protein 14-like
Exons: 4
Coding region: 1-1293 (430 amino acids)
Biological process (GO): protein folding
Cellular component (GO): nucleus; cytosol
Molecular function (GO): ATP-dependent protein folding chaperone; ATP binding
Source: RefSeq, a predicted model, not a curated record
AUGGAGGAAACUAGUCGCUUACUGUCUAUGAUAGCUACACCAACCAGGGGCCUAGUCUUUGCCAAUGAUAAAAGACUACAAGAUGCACAACUACAAAGAAUUCAACAUAGGAAUGCUAACUGCAAAAAGCAAAGGGAUUUCUUAUGCGAAAAGAGAAGAUGCCAAAAGGAGGCAGAAAAUUUGCUCACCCAUAUUCCUGAGGGGAACAUAUAUCAUCCAGAGUCAGAGAUACCACCAAUUUUAGAUGUUCUUUGUAUGGGUUGCCCGACAUGCAAUGCAGAUAUAGUUGCAUGUACAUCAGCUACAGGAGCAUUUAUGGAGUGCCCGGACUGCAAUGUCCUCCACCUUGAGUGCUACAGUACUUUAGAGGAUUAUGUAUCCUCUGAUGAUGGAUUUCAGACCAUAGAUUACCUGAUGAAUGAAGAACCAUAUGUCCCACUGAGUACAGAGCCAUAUAUCUUGUCAGACGUAGAGUCAUACAUUCUGCUGCAUGUAGGGACAAUACCAUCCUGGAUUCCCGUCGAUGUGGAAAUAAGGGAGCAUCCUCUACAGCCGCUGAUCAUCAAUCGAUCUCUGGGUGGCAGGGAUUUUGAUGAUGUUCUGUUCAAAUACUUUGCUGCCAAGUUCAAGGAUGAAUAUAAAAUUGAUGUUUUUCAGAAUGCUCGUGCGCGCCUUAGGCUCAGUGCAGCGUGCGAGAAGCUGAAGAAAAUGCUUAGUGCGAACCCUGAAGCGCCAUUGAAUAUUGAAUGCUUGAUGGAUGAGAAAGAUGUUAGGGGGUUUAUUAAGAGAGAGGAGUUUGAGAAGAUUAGUGCUUCGAUACUGGAGCGUGUUAAGGGUCCUCUUGUGAAUGCUCUUCAGGAAGCUGGUUUGACGGUGGAGAACAUUCAUUCUGUUGAGGUUGUUGGAUCGGGAUCUCGUGUACCAGCUAUUAUUAAAAUUUUGACCGAGUUCUUUGGCAAGGAGCCAAGGCGCACACUGAAUGCUAGUGAAUGUGUUGCUCGUGGUUGUGCCCUUCAAUGUGCAAUUUUGAGCCCUACCUUCAAAGUUCGGGAGUUUCAGGUGCAUGAGAGUUUUCCCUUCACAGUUGCCCUGUCAUGGAAAGGUUCAAAUAAUGACUCGCAGAAUGAAGCAUUAGAUGCUCAGCAAAGUGUAGUUGUUUUUCCCAAAGGGAACCCUAUUCCUAGUGUCAAGGCUCUUACGUUUAUUAGAUCAAAUACGUUCUCGGUUGACAUCACAUAUGCCAGUGUCAAUGAUAAUUUUCUGCCUCCCAAGAUCAGCACAUAUACGGUAUGA